UCCAUCAAAGAAAAAAGUGAAAAAUUGGAAAAAAUUGAAAAGAAAAAAUUGAAAAAAGAAUCGGAUACUAAAAUAAAAGAUAAAUAUGAAAAACCGAAAAAAUCCAAAGAUUUAGAUCACAAACAUACCAAACACCGUGACAAGGAAUCAAAAUCACGAAUCAAAGAUCAAUCUCCACCACCAUAUCAAUCACAUUCGAAAAAGGUGAUCGUUGUUGAUGAAACAAAAGAUAAAAAAUCAUCUAAAUCUAAACUAUCAAAAUCCAAAUUAUUGGAAUCGAUCGAUGAAACAGAAAUUGUUCCUACUAAAACGAGUAGUUCAUCAUUUAAAUUGUUGAAAAAAGUUAUGGAAAAAGAUAAAUCUCCUCGUAAAGAAAAAAUUGUCGAACGCAAAAAACAAAUGAAAAUCCAUUCAUCACAUGGCGAUGCUCGUGAUGUUGAUGAUGAUAAAAGAUUAAUUCAUAAACAAUCAACUAUUAGUUCAUCUGAAAUUGAAAUACCAGUUGAACAUGUUUACACUGAUCCUACCACCUUUUCACAACCCAUUCAAAUCCAUCAUCAUCAUCAUCAAUAUCACGAUCAAUCGAUAGUACCAUCUACAUCAAUGUUCACAACACAAUUACCUGUUGAACAUGUUGAAACAGUUGAAAAAUUUGCCGCAUCUUCACCCACUGGUGAUCAACAUCGAAAAUUAAUUAUUGAAAAAACUCGUAAUGUAAUGUUCGAUGUAGGUGGUGGACAUUAUAGGAUACAAUCUCCACAACAUUCUUAUUCAUCAUCAGUCGUUUUACAGCCUGAUGAAUCGAAAAAAAAGAAAAAAGUUAAAUUAUCCGAAACUGUUGCUAUUGCCGAGCCAAAAGAUUUAAAAAAGGAUAAAAAGAAAGAUGGAAAAAGUUCACGACGUGGCUAAGAUUUAUUCAAUUGAAUCAUAGCAGAAUUUCUUUUGAAUAUAAAUCA
Messenger RNA from Dermatophagoides pteronyssinus (European house dust mite), 956 nucleotides. RefSeq lists its product as uncharacterized. NCBI's taxonomy places the organism in Eukaryota, Metazoa, Arthropoda, Arachnida, Sarcoptiformes, Pyroglyphidae. The record is from RefSeq and is a predicted model, not a curated record.